Molecule: messenger RNA, 2628 nt
Organism: Sclerotinia sclerotiorum 1980 UF-70
Lineage: Eukaryota; Fungi; Ascomycota; Leotiomycetes; Helotiales; Sclerotiniaceae
Exons: 3
Coding region: 1-2628 (875 amino acids)
Biological process (GO): positive regulation of transcription by RNA polymerase II; SREBP signaling pathway
Molecular function (GO): protein dimerization activity
Source: RefSeq, a predicted model, not a curated record
AUGGCAUCUAAGAUUUCUUCAUUCGAUCCGACCUUGUCUGGGAUAUCAGCCGGUCUCGAUUCCUCCAAUGAAUUUGAUCAAACAGCUGUUUUCGCAGAUUCACUAGGCCUCGACGACGAUCCUUUGUUUCCCACAAACUGGGACGAGAAUACCCCGCCUUACGACGGUGGUCUAUAUUCGACCCCGUUGAAUUGGGAUCCCCCUCCAAUGCCGAAACAAGAAGACCUUCAGGACAUAGGUCCAACAUACAAUAGUAUGAACUCCAACGGUGGACUUACUGCUGCUCAACAGGAGAAGUUGCGCGAUAUUGCAAUGCCACCGCACCUACAAUACCAGAGUCAACACAGUCCCAUCUCCACCACUUCCAAGAGCAAUUCCAUUUCGUCGCCCGAAUCGCAAGAUAUGAGCCGCAAACGCAAAUCAUCCGCAGAGGCCGACGAGGACGACGAGGAUGAGUCUGGAGGUCAACACCCACCGGUCAAGAAGACGGCUCACAAUAUGAUCGAAAAGAGGUAUCGCAAUAAUUUGAACGACAAGAUCGCAGCUCUUCGGGACAGUGUACCGAGUCUCCGGAUAAUGCAGAAGAGCGCUCGUGUGAGUCUUUUCUUGGUCCUAUCACGCGUCCUCUCCAAGGCUACUGAAUAUAUUCGACAUUUAGAGAAGCGCAAUUCACGUUUGCAAGAUGAGAAUAAUCAAAUGAAGACACGCAUCAACGCCUUCGAAAAGCUCUUUGUAUCUGGAUCCAUGGGUUUCGGUCCCAUGCAGCAACCAAUGAAUCCAUAUCAAUACGCUCAAGAUUUCAACACCCCAGGCCCUUCACCUUCCUCCGAUCAAGGUAUGAUACCUGUACCAGAUGACAUGCGAAGAUUACAUGGUCAAAUGAAUCAAGAGGCUUUUGCCGUUCCCACACAAUACAUCAACCGUCAACCAAUCGGUCCUAAUGCAUGGAAUGGGGGAUACUUUGGCAAGCUCAUGGUCGGAUCUCUUGCGGGUCUCAUGCUUAUGCAAGGCUUCUCAGAGGCAGAACAAGACACUGAUACACCUGGCGCUCGUGGUCUCAUGGCUCUUCCCAGUCAAUUUCUUAGAGCCUUGAGCCGUGGUUUUCAUUCAAUGUUGGAGGUCAACUUUCAAGGAUAUCACCUUCCAGCAAGCCAAACUAUCCACUACCUUCAAUACUCGCUUGCACUCGGUCUUCUCCUCUACAUCUUCCUCCCUUCUUUAUUCAGCCCUAAGCCAAAAGGAAAAAGUUCCAAGUCCGCUAAUUUAGUCGCCGCACCAUCACUCGCCUCUUCUAUCCAAGUUAGGAGACAAGCUUGGCUUACAGCGGUUCAAACUGUUUGGGUACCAAGACACAAUUUCUUCCUCGAGGCCGCUGCUCUAUGUAUGAAGGUUGGAAAGUGCGCGUGCCGCAACCUCGUGGGACCCUCGCUCUAUUCCUUCUUGACUGGUACCACCGAAGAGCAAGAAGUUGCUCGGAUCAAAGCCUGGUCUAUUGCUCUUGAUGCCCAACUAACUGGUGGUGAUGUUGAAGUCAGCAAAAGUCGUUUGACAUUGACACUAUUGGCAUCUGGUACACUACCUGAUACCCCAGCACGCUUAAUGCUCAAAGCAUUGCACAUUCGUGUUUUAUUGUGGGAGUUGAAUAAGAUUGGAUUCUUCGGUUUCAACUUCAUUAGAAACUGUGCACAGGAAUUGGCUAGAUGGAAAUGGAACGAGGCAAAGCAAAUGCAGCAACUGCUGUCACAAUCCAAAGAGCAACAUGACGAACUUCCUGAAUAUCUUGCUACUCUUCUUGAGCAAAAAUGCGAUGAUGUCUUGGUAGAUACAGUUGUACAACGUGCUUACAACCUCGCAUGGAAUCUGCCAACUACCAACAACACAAAGGUUAACUGUGGUAUGGAUCGUGUUGUGGACGAUUUUGCCAUCCGCAGCCCUCUCGAUGCAGUCGCAGCUUGGUGGUCAAGUAUGACUCUCCACAAAGCUUUAGCAAAGAGUCUUGAGGUAGAGGAUGACGAUACUGAAAGCUACAAGACCAUUGCCGAAGAUAUUAAGAUUGCCAUUCAAACAGCACCUCCUGGAUCUGGGGCUCAAAUCCGUGCUCUUGUGGCACGUGCUGUUCUCGUCAGAGAGAAGCGUGGACAAAGCAUUGCUAUGGCUCUCAAGGCAGUUGGUGCCGGGCAACAAAGGAUGCCGGUGGAAUCAAAUGUCAAUAUCAAAACCUCUGUCGCCAACCUACCAGACAUUCGGACCUCAAUCCAUUGCGCCAUGGCCCUUGCUUAUUUGGAACGCUUCCCUAUGCCAGGUAAUCCUGAGAAUGCCCCAAAGAUCAUUGACUCGAUCGUCCCAGUCAAUCUCACUUUACUUGGCUUCACUGCAAUGUUCAAGCUUGUUGAAAAGAUGCAUGAACACACUCUCAUCGCCUCAGCCUGUGCCGUGUCGUUGGAGAAGUUUGCUGGCAAUCUCCGAAUUUGGAUUGGUGGCGUAGACGGUGAGAAGAGUGGUCUGGAGACUGAAUUGAAGAGAGAAAUGGUGGAAAAAUGCUUAACGAUUACUGCACAAGUUGUUGGUAUGGAAAAUGAUGCUGGGUAUGGAAGCAUGAGUGAGGAUGGUGAUAGUGAGGGAUGCUGA